GUGCCUCUUCCUCCUCCUCCUCCUGCCGCCGCUGCUGCUCUCAAGGAGACUUGAACAGGGCUAUCUGUUUCCCCUCUAUUCUGCUCUGCUCCAGCAGGGCAGUCUGUUCACCAUGAAGGGCACAGGGCACAGUAGAGGAUGUCCGGAGAUGCGUUUGGAACCGGGGGCAGCGAUGCCCAGCAAACCCUGCAGUCCUUCUGGCCUCGUGUCAUGGACGAGAUCAGGAACCUCACUGUGAAGGAUUUCCGCGUGCAGGAGUUACCUCUUGCCCGAAUCAAGAAAAUCAUGAAGCUGGAUGAGGAUGUCAAGAUGAUCAGUGCAGAGGCUCCAGUCCUGUUUGCCAAGGCGGCUCAGAUCUUCAUCACAGAGCUCACCCUCAGAGCGUGGAUCCACACCGAGGACAACAAGAGACGCACACUACAGAGGAACGACAUUGCCAUGGCCAUAACAAAGUUCGACCAGUUUGACUUCCUGAUUGACAUUGUCCCGCGCGAUGACCUGAAGCCACCGAAACGGCAGGAGGAGAUGCGUCAGUCAGUAGCUCCAGCAGAGCCGGUGCAGUACUACUUCACUCUGGCUCAGCAGCCCGGAGCCGUACAGGUGCAGGGCACACAACAGGCCCAGCAACAAGGCGCACAAACAGCCACGACCAUCCAGCCUGGACAGAUCAUCAUCGCACAGCCGCAGCAAGGACAGAUGCUGCAAGGUGCCACCAUGCAGCAGUUACAGCAAGUGCAGGUGCAAUCACAGGGCACACCUAUCACGAGUGCGCCUGUGGCCAUGCAGGUGAGCGAGGGCCAACAGGUACAGAUAGUCCAAGCUGCAGCAGCUCAGGGUCAAGCCCAGACGGCUCAAGCCCAAGGCCAGACCAUGCAGGUCAUGCAGCAGAUCAUCACUAACACAGGAGAGAUCCAGCAAAUCCCAGUGCAACUAAACACAGGCCAACUACAGUACAUCCGUCUAGCCCAGCCUGUCUCCGGCGCACAAGUGGUCCAAGGACAGAUUCAGACUCUUGCUAACACCCAGCAGAUCACACAGACAGAGGUACAGCAAGGACAGCAGCAGUUCAACCAGUUUACUGACGGACAGCAGUUGUAUCAGAUUCAGCAGGUGACGAUGCCAGCGGGACAGGAGCUGACCCAACCAAUGUUCAUUCAGUCCACCAACCAGACGGCUGACGCACAGGUCACGCAGGUCAGCACCGACUGAGCCGAGGCGGGAACCUUUUCUCCACACACACACAACACGCAUACCAGCCCAUGAGACGCCGACAGAUGCCACCAACUUGGACAAAGGAUGCUUGAUAAUGUUGAUUUUACGGACUGCUCAUAUAGACGAGGGACCCAAACAAUUUUUUUUUGUAAUAAAUUUACUACACUGGAUAAAAAAACAAAACAAAGGGACACUGAUUGACUCUCUCAGAAUCUCAUGUUAAGUUGCAACCAUGGUUUUUUUACUUCUGUCAGCCACAUCUGUAGAGAAAAAAAUAUGCAUCCACUGCCACCCAAGUCUCUAUUGUUCCCCUCCCUUCAUGUUGAAACUUCAAAGAUUUUUAAAACGUUAAAAAAAAAUUCUUUCUGCUCUACAUUUGGAGACGAAUCGGGAAAGUGUCUCUGUCUACAACACAAUCUGCUCCUCUGUGGUUGAAGGUAGCCAUGGGAUUUGUCACCUUCUGCUUUCCUUCUGAGAGAACACGAAUCAAACACUCUUGAUUGUUUUUCAUGUAGUUUAUGGGUGAAAUGAAGCCAUAUACCUCAGAUAUCACUUUUUACAGCAAGGGAUCUCAAGAGGAGGUUAUAAGGUUGAACGUUAAUUUUAUGUAGCGUCUUUUGUGUCGUUUACCACAUCGACGAUGAAGCACGACUUUAUGUUGUAAGGGCUUCAAACUGUGUAGGUUAACUAUACAUGUGCUUGUAUCUCAAGCGCCCACACCACAGUCAUCUUCAUCUUUUCUUCAUCCCUCUGUCUUUAGAGCGGGGAAUCUCUUCUCUGCUUCUAUGCAGUUUCACACAACCUUUCUACCCGGGUGGUUUUGGAGUCUUGUGCCCUGGUUUAAGUCUCAUGUAAAAACACAUGACUCUGUCUGGAGCAAAAAAAGAAAA
Larimichthys crocea (large yellow croaker) is the source of this 2102-nucleotide messenger RNA. It is a transcript of the gene nfyc, whose product is annotated as nuclear transcription factor Y, gamma. NCBI's taxonomy places the organism in Eukaryota, Metazoa, Chordata, Actinopteri, Sciaenidae. The transcript is spliced from 11 exons. Gene Ontology annotation, biological process: regulation of transcription by RNA polymerase II. Gene Ontology annotation, molecular function: RNA polymerase II cis-regulatory region sequence-specific DNA binding; protein heterodimerization activity; DNA-binding transcription activator activity, RNA polymerase II-specific. Gene Ontology annotation, cellular component: CCAAT-binding factor complex; nucleus. The record is from RefSeq and is a predicted model, not a curated record. The coding region runs from base 139 to 1209 and encodes 356 amino acids.